This is a messenger RNA of Prunus armeniaca (apricot), 978 nucleotides long. Lineage: Eukaryota; Viridiplantae; Streptophyta; Magnoliopsida; Rosales; Rosaceae. The record is from the annotation of a GenBank genome assembly.
AUGGGUCGGAUUCCAUGCUGUGAGAAGGACAAUGUGAAAAGGGGGCAGUGGACACCUGAAGAAGAUAACAAGCUAUCUUCCUACAUUGCCCAACAUGGCACUCGUAAUUGGCGGCUCAUCCCCAAGAAUGCCGGUCUACAAAGAUGUGGGAAGAGCUGCAGGCUGCGGUGGACGAACUACCUCCGCCCUGACCUUAAGCAUGGCCAGUUCUCAGACGCAGAAGAGCAAACGAUUGUCAAACUUCACUCUGUUGUUGGUAACCGAUGGUCGAUAAUUGCAGCACAACUGCCUGGUCGCACCGACAAUGAUGUGAAAAACCAUUGGAACACCAAGCUGAAGAAGAAGCUAUCGGGCAUGGGGAUAGACCCCGUCACCCACAAACCCUUUUCCCAUCUCAUGGCCGAGAUUGCAACCACACUGGCACCGCCACAGGUGGCUCACCUUGCAGAAGCAGCACUUGGCUGCUUCAAGGAUGAAAUGCUCCACCUCCUCACGAAGAGGCGCAUUGACUUCCAGUUCCAACAUUCUAAUGCAACACCAGGGAACAGCACAGCCACUUACAUUAACAGUAAGCAGGAAGAAAAAGAUGACACUAUUGAGAAGAUCAAGAUUGGUUUAUCCAGGGCUAUGCAAGAACCAGAUAUGUUAACCUCAAACAAACCUUGGGACCCUACGGGAGCAACAUCUGCAAACUUUACAGGGAACUGCAGUGCUUUUCCCUUGCCCAUGUCCGGAUUUCAGUAUGGCCCUUCGACUUUUGGGAAUGAAGGGGAUGGAUCACCGUGGAGCCAGAGUAUGUGUACUGGAAGCACAUGCACAGGGGCAGACCAGCAGGGCCAGUUGCAUGACAAACUAGGGGAACAAAAUGGAGAGGAAUCCGAGGGUGGAAAAGAGUUGAGAAAUGGAUCCAACAUAUUCAACUCGGAUAGCAUCUUGUGGGAUUUACCAUCUGAUGAUCUAAUGAAUCCAAUGGUCUAA